Molecule: messenger RNA, 1854 nt
Organism: Aspergillus heteromorphus CBS 117.55
Lineage: Eukaryota; Fungi; Ascomycota; Eurotiomycetes; Eurotiales; Aspergillaceae
Exons: 2
Coding region: 12-1787 (591 amino acids)
Source: RefSeq, a predicted model, not a curated record
CCCAUGUCAAGAUGAUCCCUCACCGGAGCACAGCUCUUUUAACGAUCGUCGUCUUCGUGGCCCUGCUUCUCGUCAUUUUCUCCUCCUCUCCGAUCCCUGACCCUUCCUCUGGAGAGCCAGCAACCGGCGCAGCCAAAUACAUCCCGCAUCCGAAACUCCCCUCGCUCAGUGACCUACACCUGCCGUCUUUCCACCCGACGGUGCAUACCCCUCCGGAGCCGCAACCCAACAGCACGAGCGGCGAGUCGAAGUGGCUCAGCGAUUGGUCGUGGAUCAACCCUUUUUCCUCGUCCAUCACGCUCGACGAGAACCGAUCGGUCCUGCCCCCUCUACGUAACCGACCAUUCAUCUACACCUACUACGAGCCCAACAAAGGAAACGAUCGGGAGGAAGACAAUGCGGAUGCCCAGCUCCUUCUCGCCUGGCGGAGGGCGUGGUUCGCGCAGGGAUUCCGGCCCGUCAUUCUGGGCUCGGGGGAGGCCAUGAAGAACCAGCUGUAUGAGCUGGUGCAGCCCAUGGAUCUCAAGCCCGAACUUGAGAGCGAGUUGUUCCGGUGGCUAGCCUGGGGCCACAUGGGUGAUGGUAUGCUUGCGGAUUGGCACUGCUUCCCCAUGGCCAGAUACGAUGACGCACUGCUCACGUACUUGCGUCGGGGUACGGAUCCCGCCCUCAUCACGCGCUUUGAUCGGGUUGAAAAUGCUCUGUUUGCUGGCGAGAAAUCACGCAUCAACGAGGCUAUCAAGGAGGCCGUGAAGAAGGUGGACGGCCAGUCCACCUCGAUGGUGGACUUGAUCCCGACGGAGUUCUUCAAGGUAGAAGAGCCCAGUGCAUUGGCUGUCUACGACUCGGCCUCCAUUACUAGCCACUAUCCUACGGUGGCCGAGAAGAUUGUGUCGUCGCCUACCGCCGGACGACUGGCGCUGGUGGAGCUGAUCAACGCCCACUUGCACAACACUUUCCAAAAUGCCUUCCCGGCAGGCAUUGCCGUCCUGAAGCCCUUCCCCGAACAUACCACCGCGCUAGUCGAACCCGGCUUGCGGCUUGCUAAGGCCCUGGUUCAAUGCCCGAUUUCCCCCGUGCCGCUUUCGUGUCCCCCCAACCUGCAGAAAUGCCACCCCUGCGAUGUUGAGAAGCCCAUGCAAAUCAGCCAGCCCAUGACCUACCGGAACACCACUCAGGUCUUCACGGUCGGGACACUGCCCCACCCCUUUACCCUGAUCAGCCUGCAGCAGAAUUCCACAGACGUGACGACGCGACACAUUCGGCGCGAGACAGAGCGCGAUGUGUGGCUGGCGGAAGUGACCAAGGAGCACCUGGGGCUUGAGAUCGGAGGGUCUCCCCGAGCCGUUGUAUUCAAGAGAGCGGUGGCUGACGACGCUGUGGUGGGCACAGCGCUGUGGAUGACCGUCGAGUCGAUGCCCCCUCAAGCCGGUCAGUCUCUGCCGACGGAGCUCCUCGACGAGUUCGAAUGGCAGUUCGGAUUCCAGAUCCCGCGAGACGGCAAGGUAGAUGCCAAAAACGAAGGCGAGAAGAAGGAAUCCGUACAGCAGGCCAACCCCAGCGCGCAAGGCGUGGAGAAGGAGUACGAGAUCCUGAAACAGGCCCGGGAGUUUCUGAAGCCCAAGGAGAGCAACCGCAUCGGCAUCACCGACGUCGCGGAGGCCUGGAACCUGGCAGACACGGAAGUCUGGCGGUUCGUAAGAGCAUACCGGGCACGAAGCGUGGUCGAACGCAAGAAAUGGGAGGAAGACGAGAGAGACUUUGUUGGAGUCAAGCUAAAAGCAUAGAUGGCCUUCUUGCUGCGAUCAUACCCCUUUUUUGUUGGCUGUAUACCGUAAAUUUGCUUCCCUUCGG